CAUACAUAUUACUAUUCUUAUUGAACUACAGCGUUUACACCUGGAGAAGAAGAUCCUUUUUACGGCAUAUCUAAUUUACAUCUGCACGAAAUACAGGUCUUCCAACUACAGAUUGUUACAUGCACGUAUGCGAGAGUUGUGUAGCGUCCAAGGAUAUGAGACGUAUGAAUGAGAAAUAGAUACGGAGUAAAGUGAGCGCAGCAGCCGGAUGACUGGGAAUAUGUGAGACAAAUCACUGCAGGACUACAGUUAUCCCUGAGCGACAUCGGAAUGCAAGACCUUGUGAAAGAUGUCGCUUGGCUUCACUGAAUCCCUACGAACAUCACUGUGCCUGCUACUGUGUUACCUGCUCACAUCUGUACAAGGAUUGCCGUCUGUUUCCGGUCGCGUUCGAAGGGCGCCCCCUGCUGGUAGUCCGACUGUGCCAGGAAUCGUUGGCGAGAGUGCAACACUGCCCUGUGUCGUUCACUUUCCAGGGAAUGACAGAGUUGACUUCGUGGUACAGUGGGAUAGGAAAGGGUUUGAGAAGCCAGUCUACAUCAUUCUGCCACCGUACGUGCCGCACGAACACCAGGACUACAUCGAUCGCUUGAGCCUGGUGGAUGAUGCUUCGCUAAGAAUUGCUAACCUCAGGAUCGAGGACGAGGGAUGGUAUGAGUGCAAAGUAGAGUUCUUCAACAAGCCAGACAGAACUGACACAGGAAAUGGGACAUGGGUCUUCCUAGAAGUACACGCUCCACCGAGGUUCACCUACUGGCCGCACUCCCCGCAGUACUACAAUCCUGGCGACACCGCAGUCCUGUGGUGCAACGCGACGGGCGAACCCAGUCCUAACAUACUUUGGAGAAAGAAUGGCAUCUACAUGAGGAACGGUACUCAGACGCGCGUGUACAACAACAUCCUCCGGAUCCCGCAUAUAGAUGGCAGCACCAAAGGCGUCUACGAGUGCGUGGCCCGCAGUGCUGAGGGCGAAUCUACUCGCGUUGUGCAGGUGGUCGUGGCAGGUCCUCCGUACAUCUCAGAAGCGCCACGGAAUCGUUCGGUGCAGACAGGACAGACUGCAAUUCUGAACUGUAAGGCGGCCGGGCACCCUUCCAAUAUCACAUACCAGUGGUUCGUUAAUGGACACUCUCUCGAAGAAGUGCACGGCCUGAAGUCCAGAAUCACUGUGAAACCUGACGGCGCACUGGUCAUCAACCCUGCAUCAGAUGACGAUACUGGCAGUUACAGCUGUCGAGCAAGCAAUGGCAUUGGUCUCCCAGUUGAGGCCGGUGCCUGGCUAGAUAUCAGAUACUCAGCUCGAGUUACAAUGACAGAAAGCCCUCAGUAUUUGCCGAAGGGGCUACCGGGUGUCGUACGUUGUCAUAUCAAGGCCCAUCCACCUGUCCAGUUUGUCACCUGGUUCAAGGACCUGCGUGUCAUCAGUGAAGGAAUCGAUGGUAUUAAAGUACUCAGGAAUGGAUCGCUGCUCAUCGAAAAGGCGGACAAGUCUAAUGAAGGAAAAUAUGCAUGCACCCCAUAUAACGAAGUUGGGACUGCCGGAACAUCUGACCCUAUAUUGGUAGCAGUUAAAGAUCCACCACGCUUUGUAGUGGGGCCAGCACCAGUGUACCAACGAACAGAGGGCAGUGAAGUGAUAAUGCCAUGUGCGGCCACAGGGGAUCCAGCCCCAACAGUACAGUGGAAGCGGGCUGGUGGGUUACCAUUACCACCCCAACGUUGGGCCAUCACCAAUGGAAAUCUGACAAUCUUCAACAUGAAAAAAGAAGAUAAUGGGGAGUAUGACUGUCUUGCCUCCAGUCCAGUACUCACUAUUGUUGCAACAGCCAGACUCAUGGUGCUACAUACAACUCCACAUGCUCCAAUGAAUGUCACAGUGUCAACUGCUGUGUUCUCAGCCACCAUACGCUGGGUUCCAGCUUUUGAUGGUGGCCAUCCGCAGUCUUAUGUUCUGUGGUAUAAGAAAGCCGAGGAGACAGACAAAGAGUGGAAAAAGAUAGAUGUUAGGCCAGGCAAUGCGACCACAUUUACUGUCUAUAGCCUCACUCCCAACACCAAGUAUGAAUUUGCUGUUGGAACCAGGAACAUUAUUGGGACUGGAUCGUUUUCGGCAAGUUUUGUUGCCAGAACAAAAACUUAUGAAAGUUUAGGAACAGAGCUUCCAACAGAUGCAUAUGGCUCAACAUUUAUCCCUCCUAUUAUGGUCCCUAUGGGACCGACUCCGGAUAAACCAUAUGACGUGCGUGUGUCUGCCUCACACAACGACAGCGGCAUUAUCGUCCAGGUGCGGUGGCGCCCCCCAAAGAACCUCACUGUACCGGUGGUGUACUACGUGGCAGAAUAUAAGGCGAAUGACGCCGACUGGGCGGAGCCAUGGACGCACCUCGGCCCUCGUCUGCUGCACGGUCAGACGCAGGCGUCCUCGUUGACGUUGAGUCCAGACAAAACAUACAGAUUUCGUGUGUUUGCCUUCACACUGACAGCCUUCAGUGAACCAAGUGAGACAGUUGUCUUCACCGUGCCAGCCAAACCAUUCCAGUUUGGUAAAGCUGGGAUAGCGGGUCUGAUUGGAGGCAUAUCCUUCCUUGUGGUUACGGGUCUUCUAGCUCUCAUAGCAACCUGUCUCUGCAAUCGACGCUCCAAGCGACGCAAGCGGAAGAGGCAGAACCAGCACCAGCACCAGUACGAUCAUCUAAACUCAACACCGAUACCAAUGACAAACUUGAAUGGGCCAACAACGAUAGGAAAUCAUGUGCCAAAUAAGAAAACCAAGAAAACCAACAGCUCAAGUGUGAGCCUAAGGCACCUCAAGUCAAAGGUCAUUGCGAUGCGCUACGCCAUACAACUGAGCAAGGUGCGUCGAGACGUCGGCGGAUCGCUGGACAAGCGCCACACGGAGUGGGAGCGCCACAGAGUCAUCCCACGCCACCCGCACUACAGGGUCAGCCAACGCACGCUCUCAAUUGGCACGGUCCGCCGCGACUCCAACGGCAAGUUCGUCUUAGACAUCGCCGAUUCUACCGAGCCAGCUCGUGUACCUCCGAGCUCACGCAGCGGUAAGGCAAGCAGCAGUCGGGCGAGCGGCCGCGCGAGGGAGAAGUGUCACAAGCCGGGGAGUCGCGUGCGCGCGGACGAGGCUGGGGUGAUCCAUUACGGCCACUACAACAUACGGUGCCAGGAGAAGGCACGCAGCAACGAGCUUCGUCCCACUCACAUCUCCAUUCAGGAGAAGGCACGCUGCAGCAACGAUACUCGUCCCACUCACAGCUCCAUUCAUGAGAACGGGCCAGGGCCAGGCAAGCCUCGUCCCACUCACAGCUCCAUUCAGGAGAACGGGCCAGGGCCAGGCAAGCCUCGUCCCACUCACAUCUCCAUUCAUGAGAACGGGCCAGGUCCAGGCAAGCCCGUCGGCAGAAAGGCAGAAGGCCUGACGGCCAGCAGAGCUCCCUUAGACGAAACUCCACCGACGACCAAGACUCUUGUUGCGAAACAAGUUGGCUUGCAGAAGGUCCUAACCUCCCCGUGCACCCACAAUCCCUACUUGCAUCAGGCAGCCCUUGAGCCGGACACGGGGACCUGCGGGCGGCAACUCCUGCGCUCUCCUGCCGACGUGGAGAGUCACGUCGGAUUCGACAACCCGUCGUUCAGUGACCGCCAGGUGGCGCGCGUUCCGCCGUCGCCGCAGCGGCAUCAGCGGCCGAGCGAUGGUCAUCACGCGAGUGGACACCGGCCAGCAAGGGUCAAGUACAACGACAGCAGUUACGCAGACAGGGACACGACACGCAGCGAUUUCACGACUCCGCGUCUCGAGAGAUUCGCGGAGGACGGAGCGAUCGGUGCGGGGUCGCGGCCGGCGUCCAAGCAGGCGCAGCGUCAUCGAAGAGGCGCUCCGAAAGAUGCGACCGAUCCUCCGCAAGAGAACGGAAGAUCGCCAGAGUUCGAGCCUGCGUACCUGAACCGCCAGAACGUGAAGCUGAACUCCUACCUGCACGACCCGACCAGCAUUCACAGCCCGCCUCCGGGUUGCAGAAGCAUGACGUCCGGCACGUCGGGUUACGUGGGAUCGCGGGGGGCAGUGGACGCGCGCUACCCCACCGGCUACUUCCUGCCAGCGAGUCGAGAGCAGAACAGCCCGUCUCCCAACGACAGCAAGAGCAGCAGCGGCUUCAGCAGUGGCGCCACCUGGCAGGUGGCAGCCGACCUCGAGCCGUCGCCGCGCGGUUCCCUCGACACGCCCACUGCUUGCCAGCACGCCGGACUAACGUCGCCCUGCGAGGACCCGUACGAGUUUGACAUGAUCAGCUCCCGCGCGCCAUCUAGCGAGCGCGCCAUAAGCGUUCGCAGCAAGACGUAUCGUGAGACGGAUCUGGAGAAGGACUCACACGUGCAAGGUGAAGGAAGGCAGCCUGAGUAUAGCAAUGCUGCUCAGAGAUGUGCAGCGCUGAAGGAAGAGUUUGAGCAAUACAGGCAGCGCAGACGCUUGCUUCUACAGCAAGAAGUGAUGCUGUGAAUCUGCCUUCACUCGUACGCACUCUCACGUGCGGGAGUGUACGUAGUACGACAAGGUAGUGGCCAUGCAGUUGCUUUACUGCUUCGGUCCACUCGCUGGUUCUUAUAUAAGAUUUUAUUGCGUUUUGAAAAAGUAAAUCAGCUUUGUUACUGCAAUUUGUUCGGCACUAAUGUAUUUUGCAGAUACAUUGGAUCUGCUGUGAUCAUUAGUUUAUUGAUCAUGUAGAAUGUUGACAACGUGGCAGAACUAAUGUAAAACAUCUGCCAAUAUUUGCUUAUUAUAAUUUUCAUGCCCUCGUUACAAAAUUGUUGUGUAGCCUUGACAUAAAGGGUGGGGGGGGGUGAUUCUAAUCUGUACAGUUUGUCUUGAUAUUAGCUACUGGACAGUUUUAUAGAUGGGUAGAUGGGAUGAGUGAGUGAGUGCGUUUUUCUGCGCUGAGAAUCGAACAUAUCAAGAGGAGCCACCGUUGUGAUUAUAGUACCUGUAAUCUCAUACUAAAUAAUUAUUAUCAAUUUAAAUACUUACCCGUCACAGAUGUAAUGUUACACCGAUUUGCCUGUAAAUAAGAUUUGUGCUGCAAUGCUCUAUGUUUCCAUCUGUUCACAAUCCUAUUUGUAUGAUCAUUUAUGGGGAAAAAAAUAUCGAACUUCGUUUCCUCAUAUCUAGCUUUAGCCCCAGUUAGGCUUAGUGCGCAAUUAUCUGCAAAAUAUAGGUUGAAUAUUUCCUCAGGGUCAAAUUAUCCUCAGUCUGCAUUACACAUCGUUUUAAUUUGGUUAGAUCUUAAGGUUAGCAGUGAUAUAGCACCGGGGUACCUAAUCAAUACCCGAGACAAUGGGUUCAAGAUUAGACCAUAGAUUAUGCAUAAUAAAUAAAUUCCAUCAAUUACGAUACACUAUGUCGAUGACGAUUUAUCGAUUCAUAACUUGAAUAAAACAAAUCGGUCAAGUUCUGGCUUGAAUAGUAGCGUCUAUCGCUACCGAAAGCCACUGAUAGAAGUAAUUUGUUAUGCAUGUGCUGUAUGAUCUUGAAUGAAAGGAUCCUUUGCUCGGUUGUUUUUUUUUGAUUGACUGUUAUGGCACAAUUGACGGUUGUUUAGUGGACCAUUUCUUGUUGAUUGAUUUAUUUGCCGGUUAGCGAAACCUUUGGAGAGUAUAUGGCAAGCUGGCGUUCAUCAUUGGCUGAUGUGUCGUUCUACUGAGCUUCUUGUCAGCUUACACACACUCUGUCACACAUACACACACUCUCUCUCUCUCUCUCUUUUUUCUCUCUUUCUCUCUCUCUCUCUCU
Molecule: messenger RNA, 5797 nt
Organism: Priapulus caudatus
Lineage: Eukaryota; Metazoa; Priapulida; Priapulimorpha; Priapulimorphida; Priapulidae
Product: protein turtle homolog A-like
Exons: 22
Coding region: 290-4510 (1406 amino acids)
Biological process (GO): cell-cell adhesion
Molecular function (GO): protein binding
Source: RefSeq, a predicted model, not a curated record